AUGAAGAAUUUUAUUGUUGCUUUGAACAAGUUGUUGCUCAUGACCCCAACUGCCUCAUGGCCUACUGGGGGCUCUGCGACGCAGCUGGCCCAAACUACAACAAGGCGGCUCUUUGAUCCCACGGAUCUGAAACAUGUCUUCAAAAUUUGCUACCAUGCAUCCAAGGAGGCCGAGGACUUGAUUGACGAACGAGAGAUCACGCCGGUCGAACGGGCGUUGAUCAAGGCAAUGCAAUCCCACUUCCCAGUCAAUAACCCAGUAUCUGACUGCUCAGCCCUGGACAAAGCCUACGCAGCUGCUAUGGAACAGGUAUACCAGGCGUACGGGGUAAAUGACCUGAAUAAUACGACUCUCUACGUGGAUGCAUUGAUGCAUACCGCCCUUCGGAAGAUUCCGGGAAUCUUUGAAACCGCUCUGGCAAAUCGAGCUUCCGAUAUACACCCCGGCAUUCUGCACUUCUGGGUCCAUUUUAUGGAAAUGUCAAAUACGCCCGCCGUCGCACUCCCUGCUGCUAACAAGCUUCGGCACAUCGUUCCAAACGGAGGCCAUAUUCACCACAUGCCGACGCAUCUAGAUGUCCUAGUCGGUGACUACCGUGCUUCUAUUGACCCAAACACUGAGGCAGUCAAGGCAGACGAGAGAUUUCUAGCAAAGCGUGGGGCCAGGAACUUCUACAGUUUCUAUGGAUUCCACAACUAUCACUCUCUAAUAUAUGCGGCUUUGUUGUCUGGACAGCGCAGGAUCGCCCUGGAGGCUACCGACCUGAUGGAAGCUUCUAUCACUGACGAGCUUUUGCGAGUCGGAUCUCCGCCGAUGGCUGACUGGAUGGAGUUUUCGCGGCUGUGA
Penicillium antarcticum is the source of this 846-nucleotide messenger RNA. RefSeq names its product TPR domain protein. The record is from RefSeq and is a predicted model, not a curated record. The transcript is spliced from 2 exons. Bases 1 to 846 code for a protein of 281 amino acids. Gene Ontology annotation, cellular component: intracellular anatomical structure. Lineage: Eukaryota; Fungi; Ascomycota; Eurotiomycetes; Eurotiales; Aspergillaceae.